Epinephelus moara (kelp grouper) is the source of this 1082-nucleotide messenger RNA. RefSeq lists its product as uncharacterized. The transcript has 6 exons. NCBI's taxonomy places the organism in Eukaryota, Metazoa, Chordata, Actinopteri, Perciformes, Serranidae. The coding region runs from base 192 to 1082 and encodes 296 amino acids. The record is from RefSeq and is a predicted model, not a curated record.
GUCUGUCGCCCUGUGAGGGAGCCCCUCCCUGUGUUUCUGCCCAGCCUGAAGGGAAAGUCCAGCUCACUUCAACCUGAGAGACUCACUGAGAACAGCUGCUCGCUCCACAGCUCGUCUUCAUCGUCCUCACCUCCAUCACCACUGCCUCUUCAUCUCCAUCUCUCCAUCCUCUUCCUCAGCUGUGUCCCUCCAUGGCGGCCGCCUCCAAGUCCUCCCAGAAGGCGAAGAAUGUGGUGAUCGCCCUGCUGGCGCUCUGGUCCAUCAUCUCGCUGAUUGUCAUCGUGGUGUGGGCGACGUCUCCGGACCUGAAGAGCUCGGCUCAGUGCCGCGCCGAGCUGCAGGAGAUGAGGGAGAAGCUGGAGGGGGCCAAGGUGGUGUUUCAGAAGGACAAGGUGGCUCUGGAGGAGCAGGUGACGGCGGCGAGGGAGGCGCAGGACCGCCAGAGGGCUGAGAUCCUGCUGCUGCUGGAAAGCAUCAAUGCCACCAACGCCACGCUGGAGGAGUGCCGGCAGGAAAACGUCGUCCUGAACGGGAACAUCAGCGUCCUGCAGGAGACGGUGGAGCAGCUCCGUGAAACAAAGGCCAACCUCACGGCUCAGAUCAGCGAGCAGGAAGAUCACAUCGAGGCGCUGCAGCAGAACGUGACGCUGGCGGGACAUCAGACCGAGUCCUGCUUCAGUCUGAAGGCUGCCGCCGAGAGCCAGAUGUUGGCGGCUCAGAGUCAGACCAAAGCCUGCGAGUCCCAGCAGCAGUUCCAGCAGAAACAGCUGAUGUUGGACACAGGUGUCUUCCUGUCCUCCAGGAUGUUGGACACAGGUGUCCUCCUGUCCUCAACCACCCAAACUGGUCUGAAGGGAGUCAGUGAGUCGGCCACAGGUAGACUGACUCAGUCUGAACACCUGGUCCAGUGUGGCGUGACGAGGCUGGCUGCUAGCAGGAUUGUGGGUCAGAACAGCCGGGAACACGCUGGCCUGCAGACGGCAGAAUGUGACCUGAUGCAGUGGAACAUCCUGCCUCCUGACGACGCCGGCUGCUUCAUCCAACACCUUCAUCAUCAUCAUCAUCACUGUCGACCCUCAUGA